CGCUACUUUGACACCGAUAAUGUAGCACUUCAUGCUAGCACCUUGCAACGCAGCUAUAAAGUUUUCUACAAGUAACGAAUGAAAUCAGAUCUACAGCCGAUUUAGAUAAAAGUUUUCGUGUCCUCAUCGUGAGCAUGACGGACCGGGAGGAACGCCGCUUCGCUGAAGUCUCCCGGGACUCUGUCAAACUGAUGGCCGAGAGCGCAGGCGUGGAGCUCGGGGACGAUGUGGCUGCUGUGCUCGCUGAGGAUGUUUGUUACCGGCUCAGAGAGGCUGCCCAGAGCAGCUCUCAGUUCAUGAGGCAUGCCAAGAGGAGGAAGCUGACAGUGGAGGAUUUUAACAGAGCCCUGCGCUGGAGCAAUGUGGAGGCUAUCUGUGGCUAUGGCGCUCAGGAUGCUCUCCCUUUCCGCUCGGUGAAAGAAGGUGAGCUUUUCUUCAUAGAGGAUCGGGACAUUAACCUGGUGGAGCUGGCUUUAGCCACAAACAUCCCCAAAGGCUGCGCAGAGACCAUGGUCCGAGUGAAUGUGUCAUACCUGGAUGGAAAAGGAAACCUGGAGCCUCAGGGGACAGUCCCCUCGGCGGUCCAGACUCUCUCAGAUGACCUGCUGAAGUAUUACCAGCAGAUCACUAGAGCCAUCCUGGGAGAGGAUCCUCACCUCAUGAAGGUGGCUCUGCUGGACCUCCAGUCCAACUCUAAGAUUGCUGCCCUCCUUCCUUACUUUGUUUACGUCAUCAGCGGGGUGAAGUCUGUGAGUCAUGACCUGGAGCAGCUCAACAGACUUCUUCACAUGGUGAAGAGUCUAGUCCAGAACCCGUACCUGUACCUGGGCUCGUACGUACGCAGUCUGGUGUCCAGUGUGAUGUACUGCAUCCUGGAGCCGCUGGCCGCCUCCAUCAACCCGCUCAACGACCACUGGACCCUCAGAGACUACGCCGCGCUGCUGCUCAGCCACAUCUUCUGGACUCAUGGCGACCUGGUGAGUGGACUUUACCACCAGAUCCUGCUGUCACUCCAGAAGGUUCUGUCUGACCCAGUCAGACCGCUCUGCUCGCACUAUGGAGCCGUGGUCGGCCUGCACGCUCUAGGAUGGAAGGCAGUAGAGAGAGUGCUAUUUCCUCAUCUUCCUGCGUACUGGGCGAACCUUCAGGCCGUUCUGGACGAUUACUCUGUUUCGAAUGGUCAGGUCAAAGCAGACGGACACAAAGUCUACGGAGCCAUCCUGGUGGCAGUGGAGCGUCUCCUAAAGAUGAAGGCUCUAUCUCUGUCUCAGCCUCCAGAGGGGGGGCCGGGGGGUCAGCUGGGCUCUGUGGCGGGGGGUCUGGGUUACAGGGUGAGCUCGCCCGGCCUCAGCCCCCCUCCGGAGCCACUCUCAGAGGCAGCCCUUGGCAUCGCCAGCCACUUGCAGGCGGGCGGGGCCGGCUGUCCCUGGGAGGAGUGGACCCCCGUGCCCCUCCCCGACAUGUACACCGAGCUCUACUCCUUCUUUGGCGACAGCCUGGCGGUCCGCUUCAGUACAGGGCCGGGGUUGGGUAGCUACCCUCCCUUCAUGCCAUCACAGCUCAGCGAGGCCAGGAAGGAGCCUCCGGGCCCAGCCUCAAACCCAGAAACCACCAGAAAGAUGCCACAGCUGACUGCCAACCUCAACAUCAGCCCAAGGCAGGACGGCAGUCCUCGCACAGAUCCACUGCCGCCAAGCCUUGCUGCCACUGGCUCAGGAAGGUCCCUUGCUCGCUCCUCCUCAUCCUCCUCCUCCGUCCAGCGCUCCAGGUCAUCCUCUUCUCGCUCUGGUCAGCGUUCAGCCGGACCGUCUCGGGACGUUUUCCCUAAAUCUCGCUUCACCUCCCCUCAGACGGGACCUCCGGCGUUCUCCUUCCUCAUUGGCGGGCGGCAGAUGGGACGCCGCUGUCAGGGGCGACGUCCUUUCCAGACAACUUUUCUCCCAACUCCUCCCCUCUCGGCGGUCCCGCCUCGAGCCUACGCCCACAAACUGCCUGUGAUUGGAAGGGUGGGCAAACCUGUACGCCGCUGGGCGUGCUCACAUUACUCCCUCUACCUGCCGCUGUAGGACAGUUCUGCUCAGACUGAUGAUCAGUGGUGAUUAUUGAUAAAGACAUUUUCAUUCAC
Messenger RNA from Cheilinus undulatus (humphead wrasse), 2125 nucleotides. It is a transcript of the gene taf6l, whose product is annotated as TAF6-like RNA polymerase II, p300/CBP-associated factor (PCAF)-associated factor. Gene Ontology annotation, cellular component: SLIK (SAGA-like) complex; SAGA complex; transcription factor TFIID complex. The coding region runs from base 135 to 2066 and encodes 643 amino acids. The record is from RefSeq and is a predicted model, not a curated record. Gene Ontology annotation, biological process: RNA polymerase II preinitiation complex assembly; transcription initiation at RNA polymerase II promoter. Gene Ontology annotation, molecular function: transcription coactivator activity; RNA polymerase II general transcription initiation factor activity; protein heterodimerization activity. Lineage: Eukaryota; Metazoa; Chordata; Actinopteri; Labriformes; Labridae. The transcript has 12 exons.